This is a messenger RNA of Suncus etruscus (white-toothed pygmy shrew), 2493 nucleotides long. RefSeq names its product phospholipase A2 group IVD (gene PLA2G4D). Gene Ontology annotation, biological process: glycerophospholipid catabolic process. NCBI's taxonomy places the organism in Eukaryota, Metazoa, Chordata, Mammalia, Eulipotyphla, Soricidae. Bases 59 to 2479 code for a protein of 806 amino acids. The transcript is spliced from 20 exons. The record is from RefSeq and is a predicted model, not a curated record. Gene Ontology annotation, molecular function: calcium ion binding; calcium-dependent phospholipid binding. Gene Ontology annotation, cellular component: cytosol.
GAAAAGACAUUGACAGCCCAUCAGCGAGUUGGGUCCAGUGAGGAGCUGGAGGAUUACAAUGGACAGACUGACCUCCAGGGGACCACCUGGCCAUCCUCACCAGAAGGUCUCUUCUUGCUGCCAACUCACUGUGAGAGUGCUGGAGGCCCGGAACCUUCGCUGGGCAGACCUGUUGAGCGAGGCAGACCCAUAUGUGACCCUACAGCUGCCAACGGCCCCUGGAAUCAAGUUCAAGACCAAAACAAUCACCAACUGCAAUCAUCCAGUGUGGGAUGAGGCCUUCAGUUUCCUGAUUCAGAGUCAAGUCAAGAAUGUUCUGGAACUGACUGUCUAUGAUGAGGACUCGGUCAAGGAGGAUGAUGUCUGUCUCCUGUUUCACUAUGACCUGUCAGAAGUCCUCCCUGGCAAGCUGCUCCGAAAGACCUUCUCCCAGGGACAGGAGGAACUGGAUGUGGAGUUCAUGAUGGAAACCAUGUCGGAUCACCCAGAAACCCUCAUCACCAACAAUGUCCUUGUGGCCAGAGAGCUCUCCUGCCUGGAUGUUCAUCUGCACAGCACAGGAGACACUGCUGAAGUAGCAGACCAGGAAAAACUGGAGCUGGACCUGGAACUGAAGGGAUCCUAUGAAGGCAAGCAGACUUUGACACUGGACACAGCCCCUUUACGUUUUCACCACCUGGCAGCCCAGGAAACAGAGCUGAGCACAUGCCUGAGGAGCUCCAAAAGCAGUGGCUGGUUCUCAGACAACUCAGCAGGGCACCUCACUGUGCCCCUCAAAUCCUUGGCCAGAGAGAAGGAAGUAACCAUUGAUGUUCCUGCUACAAAUGUAAGUGACCUCAACAUGCAGCUCAAGGCUGAGAGCUGCUCUGAGGAGCUGGCUGUGCACUUGGGCUUCGAUUUGUGUGCUGAGGAGCAGGCAUUCCUGAGCAAGAGGAAGCAGGUGGUGGCCAAGGCUUUGAAGCACGCCUUGAAGCUGGACAGAGACCUGCAGGAAGAUGAGGUCCCCAUCGUGGGCAUUGCAGCUACAGGAGGAGGUGCCAGGGCCAUGACCUCCCUCUAUGGCCAUGUGUUAGCUUUGCAAAAACUCGGCCUCCUGGAUUGUGUGACCUACUUCAGUGGCACCUCGGGCUCUACAUGGACAAUGGCCCAUCUCUACGCAAACCCUGAGUGGUCACAGAGUGACCUUGAAGGACCCAUCAGUCAUACUCGGGAGCAUCUGGCAAAGAGCAAGCUUAAGACCUUCUCCCCUGAGCUCCUAGCAAGAUACCACCAGGAACUGGAGCAACGGAGAGAGCAAGGCCACUCCUCUACCUUUGUGGACCUCUGGGCCCUAAUGCUGGAGCAUAUGCUACAUGGCCAGGUGAUGGAUCAGAAGUUGUCAGGACAGAAAGCAGCACUAGCACGGGGCCAGAACCCUCUUCCUCUCUACUCCAGCCUCAACGUCAAAGAGAACAGCCAGGAGACACUUGACUUCAAAGAAUGGGUGGAAUUCUCCCCCUACGAAGUAGGGUUCCUGAAGUAUGGAGCCUUCGUCCCUCCUGAAAUCUUUGGCUCUGAGUUCUUCAUGGGGCGUCUAAUGAGGAGGAUCCCCGAGUCCCGCAUCUGUUUUCUGGAAGGUAUCUGGAGCAACGUUUACUCCCUGAAUCUGCUGGAUGUCUGGUACAACAUCACUAGCUCUGGGGAAGCCUGGAAGCAACACAUCAAGGCAAAGAUCAGGAAGCUGGAGGAAACCCCUGCUUCCUCGGGGGCCUCCUCGAGGACCUCCUCAUGGCUGGAGGCCUCAUGGCUGCAGCCUGGCACAGCACUGGCGAAUGCACUGAGGGGAUUCCUGACCAACCGACCUCUGCAUCAUCAAGGCUCCAACUUUCUCCAUGGGCUCCAGUUGCACCGAGACUACUGUUGUCAGAAGCCCUUCUCCACCUGGGCAGACAGCCAGUUGGACUCCUGCCCCAGGCAACUGACCCCCCAGGAACCCCAGCUGUGCUUGGUGGAUGCCAGUUACUUCAUCAACACCAGCUGCCUCUCCCUGUUCCGGCCUGGCCGCAAGCUGGACCUCAUCCUCUCUUUUGACUACUGCCUGAACGCACCCUUUGAGGCACUGCAGCAGACUGAGCAGUACUGCCGGGCCCAGGGCCUGCCCUUCCCACGUGUGGAGCCCAGCCUGCAGGAGCAACGCCAGCCUGCCCAGUGUCACCUCUUCUCAGACCCCGACUGCCCUGAGGCCCCUGUUGUGCUGCAUUUCCCACUGGUCAACGCUGCUGAUGGCCCUCACAGCUCUGCAGAGCUUCCUGCUGGCAAGGCGGAUCUCACUAGCAUCAACUCACCAUAUGCCCUGUGCAACAUGACCUACAAGGAGGAAGACUUUGACUGCCUGCUGCAGCUCAGUGAGCACAAUGUACGGAGCAGCCAAGACUCCCUCCUGCAGGCCUUAAGGAUGGCGCUGGGACGCCGGACCAGGGCCCCACAGGCGCAAACUUGAGGUUGUUCAAGGGC